This is a messenger RNA of Calypte anna (Anna's hummingbird), 2673 nucleotides long. It is a transcript of the gene CNKSR1, whose product is annotated as connector enhancer of kinase suppressor of Ras 1. Lineage: Eukaryota; Metazoa; Chordata; Aves; Apodiformes; Trochilidae. The transcript has 21 exons. The record is from RefSeq and is a predicted model, not a curated record. Bases 1 to 2382 code for a protein of 793 amino acids. Gene Ontology annotation, molecular function: protein binding.
AUGGAGCCCGUGGGUGCCUGGGGCCCCGCUCAGGCGGCUGCCUGGCUCCGAGGGCUGGAUGCGGCGUUGCAGGGGUACCCCUUCGAGGCCUGGGGGCUGGGGGGUCCCGACCUGCUGGGGCUGUCAGCAGGGAGGCUGGAGGCACUGGGUGUGCGGUCCCUGGGCCACCAGGAGCUGCUGCUGGAGGCUGUGGAGCAGCUCCGUGCCCUGGAUGCAGGGUUGGCCAGCACCAGCCUGCGGACCCUGACCGAGAGGCUGCGGGAGCUGGCGCUGGGCACCCAGAGCCUGGUGCUGGGGGUGCCACCCUUGGGGGAUGACCCUCUGCCACCCCCCCUGACCCUCCUGGCUCGUGUCGUCGACCUAGUGGGCGCUGCCAAGGGGCUCUUCUUCUGGCUCAACAGGUACCUUUUCUCCACCCUCAAUGACUUUUCAGCCAGCCGGGACAUCGUCCUGCUCUGUGCCCAGCUGGCAGAGACCCUGCAGGAGGACUGUCCCGCGGCUGAGAGGGACGGACGGAUCCUGCGGAUUUGCCAGCACAUCGCGGGCAUCUGUGAGAGCAUCCUGGGCUGCAGCCCCCCCAUGCUGCUGGACUGCAGGGCUGUGCUGGAGCAUGUGGGGCUGGAGCUGCCCCCCUGCCCACAAGAUAGCUCCCCAACAUCCCCCAACAUCCCAACACUGCCCCACAGCCUGUGGGAGAGCCCCCAGACAUUCCACAACACCCCAACGAUGCCCACCAGCCAGUGGGAGAGCACCUUGAUGUCCCCUGCCACCCCACCGCUCCCCACCACCCCACUGGGCCUCAAGAUCACCUCCACCAGCUCCUGCCUGCAUUUUGUGUCUGCGACUACUUCAGAGGCUCUGGCUGUCCACGGGGGCCGCAUCCUGCCUGGGGAUGAGAUCGUGCAGGUCAAUGAGCAGGUCGUGGUGGGUUGGACACGAGUUAACCUGGCAAAGAAACUGCUGGAGAAGAGGAGCAGAGUGGCGCUGGUGCUGAAAAAAAUCCCCCUCGACCUGCCCGGCUCACUCCCCUCUCCCAGGCAGGAGCUCCCAGCAGGAUUUUUGGAUGCUGUGGAUCCUCCUAACACCAGGAGCAGUGAGUGCCCGGGCAGUCCCAUGUCCCUCACUUCCAGCACUGAAGCUGAGUUGGACUCGGGAGCAGACUCGGCGCCGGACGCUGUCACCGACGGAGAAGACAGGGAGGACAAGUGGGACUUGAGGCUGCCUGGCUGUGGUGCUGCAGAGGGGGUGUGGGAGGGUGGGACCCCACUGGGGACCCCACCAGGCACCCCAUCGGGCACCCAUUCUGCUGUUGGACCCUACACCACAGAGCUCAGCCCCACAGCAGCCCCCAUAGCAGGGGCUGGUGGUGCAGAGCCCAUCCGGCUCCCUAGGGAGGGCAGCCCCCAGGUGGGACGCAGACCAAAAGGAGUGGCGACCAGACUGAGCCGCCGGCGGGUCUCGUGCCGGGACCUGGGCCGGGUGGACUGUGAUGGGUGGCUCCUGAAGAAGAAGGACCACGUGGGCUUCAUGGCCCAGAAGUGGAAGCGGUGCUGGUUUGUGCUGAAGGGCCACACUCUUUACUGGUACCACCACCCCAGCGAUGAGAAGGCUGCUGGGCUCAUCAACGUGGCCACCUACGACCUGGAGAGCACAAGGGAGCAGAAGAAGAAAUAUGUGUUCCAGCUCUCCCAUCAGAGGUACAAGCCCUUCAUCUUUGCUGCAGAAACACUUUCUGAUUUGAGCAUGUGGGUCAGUCACUUGAUAACAGCCAAAACAAAGUACUCACUGGCCAACCAGUCGGUCCCAGACAGGGAGGAAGACUGCUACAGCGAGACAGAAGCUGAAGACCCUGAUGAUGAGUCCCCCAGGCAUGGAUGUGAUUCGCCAAAGAGGAGGCUGCAAAACCCUCUGGAGAGAGCCCAGCUCUUCCUGGCUGGCAGUGAGCCCAGCAGCACAGCCAGUAGCCCCCAGGGCAGCCCACGGCCCUGCUCCCCCAUAGACCCCUCCGGGGAGGACCUGGAGUCGCUGAUGCAGUGCCUGAAGCAGGGUGGGUUGUCCCUCACGGGGCAGCAGCGGUUCCUGACGCAGGAGCAGUGCCGCAAAUCCUUCAUUCGCCGCAACAAAAACCCCCACAUUAAUGAGAAGGUGCACACCGUGCGAGCCCUGCAGAGCACGCUCAAGGCGAAGCUGGUGGAGCUGCAAGCCCUGGAGCAGCUGCUGAGUGAUGCUGCCCUCAGCUCCCAGAAGUUCAGGCGGUGGAAGGAGGAGCACCAGGAGCUGUACCAGGAGCUGCGGGAGUGGUGGGCACGGCAGGAGGGACAGGACCCUGCUGGGGGGCUCGGGGAUGAGCGCAGCCCCCCAGGAGAUGCAGCAGAACCCUGACAUCCCCUCCCUCCCGGGGCUGCUCCAGCACGAAUCACAACUGAUAGAGCUAAGGAGGGGAUUGAGGACUUUAGUGAUGGCUCAGCCCCACAUCGUGGACUUGCCACCGGAGAUUUGGCUUCUGCUCCACGCCCCGGUGUCCGGGCAGGACGUUCCAGUGACAGUCUGGCUUUUUUCCAAGGACAUUUUGCCUCAGCUGCGCGGUGGCAGCGGGGCCCUUCUGCAGGAACUUGUCGCCACCACGCACCGCCGGGCCUCUCCUGCUUGUAAAUAAAACUUGUCUCGACAAGA